AGAUGACCGUUAAACCACAGGUUUCCUCUCUCUCUCUCACUCUCUCUCUCUCUCUCUCUCUCAUAUUCACACAUAACCAAACACAGCAUACACAUUUCUCACUCAACUCUUUGUAAACCUUAACAGCCAAGUUUGUUUCUAUCAAAACCCUAUAAAUCCAAUAACUCAUCACCAUCAUCAUCUCUACAAACAACCCACAAAAAUUAUGGCACCAACAACAUUGUUCAACCUCUUUCUCUCUCCUCUUUUCCUUCUUUUUCUUCUCUCUCCACUUUCCUCAUCUGCAACAACAACAAUUCAUGACACUAAAGACUCGUCAAGACUGAUCAAUUUCCCAGAAACACAAGCACAAAAGCUCAUCAGAGGGCUCAACUUGUUCCCCAAAGAUGACAUCAACACUGGGCGGGGCGGCGGGGUGUCUCCGGUGGGUGGUGCUUCUCCAUUGAUGGUGGAAAAGCCUUUGAAAUUCCCUGUAAUUGGUGGUGAUUCUGGGACUUCAAUUCAAGACUUGGGUCACCAUGCUGGUUAUUAUAGACUUCCACAUACCAUUGAUGCAAGGAUGUUCUAUUUUUUCUUUGAAUCAAGAAACAGCAAGAGUACAGACCCAGUUGUCAUAUGGCUGACAGGAGGACCAGGAUGUAGUAGUGAAUUGGCUAUGUUCUAUGAAAAUGGUCCUUUUCAUGUCACCCAAAACUUAUCUCUUAUUUGGAAUGACUUUGGCUGGGACCAGGCAUCAAACUUGAUAUAUGUCGAUCAACCAACAGGAACCGGUUUCAGUUACAGUUCUGACAAUGAUGACAUUCGUCACAACGAAGAGGGUGUUAGUAAUGAUUUAUACGACUUUUUACAGGCAUUUUUUAAACAACAUCCUCAAUAUGUAAAGAAUGACUUUUACAUAACCGGAGAAUCAUAUGCCGGGCACUAUAUUCCUGCUUUCGCAGCUCGGGUUCACCAAGGAAACAAAGAGAAACAGGGGAUUUUCAUAAACCUGAAGGGAUUUGCUAUUGGGAAUGGGCUCACAGAUCCUGAAAUCCAGUACAAAGCAUACCCUGACUAUGCUUUGGACAUGAAACUAAUCAAACAAUCUGAUUACAACAAUGUAACCAACUUGAUUCCACGAUGUGAAGAGGCAAUAAAGCUUUGCGGUGCCGACGGAGGAAACUCUUGCAUGUCUGCAUAUUCUGCUUGCAAUGCCAUAUUUAACAAGAUCAUGUCCAUCGUUGGCGAUGCUAAUUACUACGAUAUCAGAAAGAAAUGCGAGGGUGACCUGUGCUACGACUUCGCAAACAUGGAGAAUUUUCUGAACCAGAAGUCUGUCAGAGAAGCUCUUGGGGUUGGCGACAUCGAGUUCGUUUCAUGUUCUUCGACAGUGUACCAGGCCAUGAUCCUGGACUGGAUGAGGAAUCUGGAAGUUGGCAUUCCUCCGUUGCUUGAAGAUGGAAUCCAGUUGCUUGUGUAUGCUGGGGAAUAUGAUCUCAUUUGCAACUGGCUUGGGAAUUCAAAAUGGGUUCAUGAGAUGGAAUGGUCUGGUCAGAAAGACUUCACAGCAGCUCCCACUGUGAGAUUUCUUGUUGAUGGUGGAGAAGCAGGACUGCUUAAAAACCAUGGCCCUCUAACAUUCCUCAAGGUUCAUGAUGCUGGUCACAUGGUUCCAAUGGAUCAACCAAAAGCUUCAUUAGAAAUGCUAAAGAGGUGGACUCAAGGAAAACUCUCCAUGACCAAGUCGGAAGGUCGGCUCGCUCCGAUUUGAUUGCCACACACUGACCUUAGUCCCCAUGUGUGUCCAAUUUCAAUUGUGUACAGGCGGAAAUAUCCAAAAUGUGCCUGGAAAUACCAAAGCAAUCCUCUUGUGCUUGUAGUAUUAAAAACAGGCCAUUCCAUAAAGAUUGCUCACAGAAAUUAUUAAUGAGUGCAUUAAUAUGAAAACAACUUCUUUUUUUUUA
Molecule: messenger RNA, 1943 nt
Organism: Camellia sinensis
Lineage: Eukaryota; Viridiplantae; Streptophyta; Magnoliopsida; Ericales; Theaceae
Product: serine carboxypeptidase-like
Biological process (GO): proteolysis
Cellular component (GO): vacuole
Molecular function (GO): serine-type carboxypeptidase activity
Source: RefSeq, a predicted model, not a curated record